ACCGGCGUGUUUGUCUCUUUGUCUUCCGCAGCCUUUCCUUCUUUUCUUUUUUCAUUUUCUGAAGAACACGAGGAUCAUCUUUUUCUUCUUGAUCGUCAUCAUCCUCAUAGUGAAGUUCUUCUUCUUUUCUUCUGAAGAAACGAAUUUAAUUUUGUUUUUAUUUCACAACCGUUUCAAUUUUCACUCAAGCGUUGAUUUCUUCUCCUUCCUCCAUCGUUGCUAUCCGUUUCAUUUUUUUUUUUUUUAAAUUCUGCAAUUUCUGCUUAAAGUUUUUGUAUAGUGAAGUAAAGUUAUGGCCAAGAAUGAGGAAGGAAGUGGUAGUCCGAGCUGGGGAGCGUCGUUUUUCACGCAGACCUCAGAAGAUGUUGCAAUGGCUUUUGCUGCUGCUGCCUCUGCGAUAAACCCACCUAGGCCUUCUGUAGUCUUUUCAUCGAAAGAUGAAUCCAGUGAUAGCCCUUUGGAGAGGCUACAGAGGCAGGUGUCGAGGGCGGUCAAAAACUUCUAUGAAACUCCUAAAACCAAGAGUAUGGUGUACAAUCCUGAGGUUUUGACCAGCCAAAAGCGUCAAUGGGCGAAAAUUCAGGUCCAGUAUUUGGAUCAUAAACCACUUAACGAUCCCUCAAGGCUUUUUGAAAGCGUUGUUGUGGUUGGACUUCAUCCUAAUUGUGAUAUUCAAGCACUUGAAAGACAGUACAUUGCAAGAAAAUCUGAAGGCUCUUCUGGGAGAUUGCGAAGUGCGCUGGUCUCUCAAAAUCAUUCCCGUGUAGAACCCACUCUCGAACCUCAGGUCUUACUUGUGUACCCUCCUGAUAAGCAGCCUCCAAUUAAAUACAAGGAUCUUCAUUCAUUUUGCUUUCCUGGAGGCAUUGAGGUCCAUGCUGUUGAGAGAACUCCUUCCAUGAGCGAGUUGAGUGAGAUUAUUCUCAGUCAGGAACAUCUUAGACCUAGUGACCUUUCAUUUGUAUUUAGGUUGCAGGUUGCUGAUAAUUCGACUUUGUAUGGAUGUUGCAUACUAGUGGAAGAAAUUGUGAACAAGCCGUCCAGAUUGCUUUCAACGGUUUUGGAUAAACAACCUGCUUGCUCAUCAAUAAGUCGCUACGUUAUGACAACUCGCAGAUGCUAUUGCAUCAUUACCAGGCUGCCGUUUUUCGAAUUGCAUUUCGGUGUGUUAAAUAGCAUCUUCUUGGAAGAAAGGCUGGAGCAUUUGAUGAGUGGCAUUAGUUGUGCAUCUUUAGAACCCCCAAUAGAUUUGAGUAUUGGAGAAAGCUUAAAUGAUUCAUCAUCCCAACAAAGAGACUCUGCGGACACAAAUGAACAAACUGGAGAAGCAGUUUCAGAACUCCCUGAAGCUGAGGAAAUCUCAGAUAAUGGAACAUGUGAGGGGAAUCAGAAAGUCGAGACAGUUACAAAAGGAACCGAGCUGUGUUUUGCAGAGUCUAACAACCAUGUAGCUGAAGCUGACGAUACCUUGUCAAGUAUUAAGCAAAGUGGAGAAAGUUGUUUACCAGAUCCUGGCCCCCUUCUUCGGUGCCCAUUUUUAGAUGAGGUCUCUGAUUCUAGUUCGAGCUUUCAGGCUGCUCCCUGCGAGAAGAGGCAUUUUAGGACCAGUGCAGAUGAUACUGAGACAGACGAAGCAUCCUUUUCUGGUCAAGAUGAUACAAGCAGUAAUCUUGAUAUCCUUGAGUGGGCAAUGUCCAAAAACAAUGGGUCGUUGCAGAUACUAUGUGAAUAUUACCAAUUAAAAUGCCCGGCAAGAGGUUCAACUAUUACAUUUCAUCCUUUGGAGCAUCUUCAUCCAGUCGCAUAUAAUAGACCCGAUGAAGCGGCGUUACAUACACCCGGAUCGACAAGUGACCUAAGAUCAUGCAGUACUAGUCUAGAACUCGCGGAGGCACACACUGCGCUCAUGGCUGAGGAAGAAGCGGCUGCACUGUCUACAUGGGCUGUCGCUUCGUUGUGUGGAUCACUGCGACUUGACAAUGUCUUGAUGAUCCUAGCAGGAGCACUGCUUGAGAAACAGAUUGUAUUUAUUUGCUCCAAUUUGGGAAUCUUAGCUGCAUCAGUUCUAUCACUUAUCCCAGUAAUCCGUCCCUUCCGGUGGCAGAGCCUUUUAAUGCCGGUUUUGCCAGAUGAUAUGCUGGAAUUUUUGGAUGCCCCAGUCCCUUACAUAGUCGGGGUAAAGAAUAGAACAAGUGAAGUUCAGUCGAAACUAACUAAUGUUAUCGUCGUGGACGUUAUUAAGAACCAGGUCAAGUCACCAAGUAUUCCUCAGUUGCCUCAGUAUCGAGACUUAUAUAAUGCGCUGAGUCCUUAUCACUCAAAGCUCGUCGGAGAAACCUAUCUAGCAAGGAAAAGACCAGUGUAUGAAUGUACCGAUGUGCAGGUUGAAGCUGCAAAAGGGUUCCUGAGCGUCUUACGGUCGUACCUGGAUUCUCUUUGCUCUAAUCUGCAGUCUCACACUAUAACAAAUGUGCAAUCCAACAAUGAUAAGGUGUCUCUUCUCUUAAAGGAAAGCUUCAUCGACUCGUUUCCUAGUCGCCAUCGCCAAUUUAUGAAGCUAUUCCUGGAUACACAACUCUUCUCUGUACACACCGAUCUCGUUCUUUCAUUUAUCCAGAAGCUAUAGGACUACUUAAAAAAAAAAACAAGUCUUGUUGGUGAAAAAUAGGCGGGAGAAGCGCCAUCAAUUCUGUGUUAUUUGUAACAUGUUUGAGAAAAAUAGUGUAUAUGGGAAACAAGAACCAUGUUUGAGAAAAAUAGUGUAUAUGGGAAACAAGAAGACUUCCCUAGAUGAAGUUUGAUACAGAAAACCAUCAUAUCUUCUUUGUAUUAACUAAACCAUAGAAUUUGUUAUUUUGUACAGUAUUUUGAAAGUGAAGGUUUGUUAGUUUUGU
This is a messenger RNA of Eutrema salsugineum, 2894 nucleotides long. RefSeq lists its product as uncharacterized. The coding region runs from base 293 to 2626 and encodes 777 amino acids. The transcript is spliced from 19 exons. Lineage: Eukaryota; Viridiplantae; Streptophyta; Magnoliopsida; Brassicales; Brassicaceae. The record is from RefSeq and is a predicted model, not a curated record.